Helianthus annuus (common sunflower) is the source of this 2018-nucleotide messenger RNA. Its product is annotated as dentin sialophosphoprotein. Lineage: Eukaryota; Viridiplantae; Streptophyta; Magnoliopsida; Asterales; Asteraceae. Bases 39 to 1898 code for a protein of 619 amino acids. The transcript is spliced from 2 exons. The record is from RefSeq and is a predicted model, not a curated record.
AUUCCGAACCAAUAGAAGGCGGAUGCCUUAACAAGAAGAUGGCACAGUCUACUCCAGGCUUUGUUCAAUCUUCUUUUCAUGACAUUGUCGAUAUUAGUGAUAAGGAUGUAAACUCUAACGAUUCCAAACCAAUCAAAGACAUGUACCCCAAUAAGAAGAUCGCGCCAUCUACUCCCAACUUUGCUCAAUCCCUUUUUCAUGACAUUAUCGAUAUUAACGAUGAGGAUGUAAACUUUAACGAUUCCAAACCAAUCGAAGACGGAUGCCCCAAUAAAAAGAUGGCGCCAUCUACCCCAGGCUUUGCUCAAUCCCCUUUUCAUGACAUUAUCGAUAUUAUUAAUGAGGAUGUGAACUACGAUUCUAAACCAACCGAAGACAAAUGCCCCAACAAGAAGAUGACGCCGUCUACUCCAGGCUUUGCUCUAUCCCCUCUUCAUGACAUUAUCGAUAUUAGUGAUGAAGAUGUAAACUCUAGCGAAUCCAAACUAAUCGAAAACGGAUGCCCCAAUAAGAAGAUGGCGCCGUCUACUCCAGGCUUUGCUCAAUCCCCUUUUCAUGACAUUACCGAUAGUAGUGAUGAGGAUGUAAACUCUAACGAGUCCAAACCAAUAGAACAUGGACGCCCCAACAAGAAGAUGGUGCCGUCUACUCCAGCCUUUGCUCAAUCCCCUUUUUAUGACAUUAUUGAUAUCAAUGAUGAGGAUCUAAAUUCUAACGAUUCCAAACCAAUCGAAGACAAAUGCCCCAACAAGAAGAUGGCACCGUCUACUCCAGGCUUUGCUCAAUCUUCUUUUCAUGACAUUAUCGAUAUAAUUGAUGAGGUUGUGAACUCUAACGAUUUUAAACCAAUCAAAGAUGGAUGCGCCAAAAAGAAGAUGGCGCCGUCUACACCAAGCUUUGCUCAAUCCCCUUUUCAUGAUACUAUCGAUAUUAGCGAUGAGGAUGUAAACUCCAACGAGAUUCCAAAAGUUAAAAAGGUUUCUGGUUCAAGAAAGCGUGGUGAUUUGACUAAAAGUCAGUGUUCUUCUAAGAAUAACCUCCAAAAGAGUAAUCUAGAACAUACUGUUGAAGAACAUAUGGACGAGUUUAGAGUUCAUUCAUCAAAUACUAGAAGCACUAAAAGAAAACGGGCUGCCAAAAUCAUUACUAGUGACGAUGAGGCCGGUUAUGACGACAACGCUCCAAUUCGCACGCUAAAAACACAACAUAGCUCUCGGGUUAGUUCAGAUUUAGAGGAAGAAGUUAAAGAAAAUGUAAGUAGGAGGCACCUAACGAGGCUGAGGAAAUCAGAAUCCAAAAACAAACAACAUGAAAGCAGUAUUGACUUGAAUCAAACCGAUAGUUCAAGCGAGGACGAGGAAGAUAAUGAUGGCGUAGAUGAGUUAGAGAGUGAAGGUGAAAGUUUGGGUGGAUUUAUCGUUGACGGUUCUGAAAGUGUUUCUAAUAGUGAUUCUGAAAGUAGUGAUAGCGCUGAUCAAUCUGAAGAUGUGUUAAAUGAAUAUAAAGAAACUUUGGAUAUAAUUCGCAGGAAAAAGGUUCCAAAUCUAAAGUGGGAUCUAGAGGGAGAUAUGUUAUCUGAUUUUGGUAAAGACCCGACAUUCUGUUUGAGGGCGGUGUGUGCUCUUUAUAGGCGACAAACAGCGGAUGAGAAAGAAUCUAAAAAAACAAGACACCUAAACGAGCGAGGGUUUAGCAAGACAGAUGCAGCCAGGGGUAGUAAGCUGGCUGAAUUUCUCACGGAUGGAGAUCCUGACGGCGAUCUUGUCAAAACGGUGGAAGAACUGUUGGAAUAUGACCCGAAUGGGCUCAAACUAUGCAGGGCACUUGCAACUAAAUACUCAAGACAGUUAUUUGAGAUUUACCAGAAUGGAGAAGAUUCUUAUUUCUCGCCACAAUGAUAAGUUGCUGUCAAACAGGUUUAGGGCGUAUUUCGCAUAUGAAUAUAUGAUACAUGUUACUUGUGGUGUUACAUAUUUGCAGUUUGCAUCAAUUCAGAUAUUUAUUUUUUUGAUAGUAAA